GUUGUUUCUUAAGGCUAUGACGUAAAUUAGUUUUAAACUGAUUUCAACUGUUGUUAAAUAUCAAUGUAAUGGUAUAUUUGGAUUACAACGCAACAGCGCCUCUAGCGGACGAAGUGGUUGAAGUUAUAACAAAGUCUUUAACUGAGGGUUGGGGAAACCCCAGUAGUGAUCAUGGGCCAGGAAGGCAUGCGAAACAACUGAUAUCCGAAGCAAGAAGUAACAUAGCCGACUGUAUUGGUUGUUUUGCAUCAAACAUUAUCUUUACAUCUGGUGGCAGCGAGGCUAAUAACUGGGUGAUACAAUCUGUAUUGUCAUGUCAUAAUGGAGGCGAACCGCAUCAUAAACCACACAUUGUUACAUCUUCAGUUGAACAUGAUUCAGUGUUGGUUCCUUUGAUUGUUUUGCAACAAAGAGGAUUAAUAGAGCUUACCAAAGUUUCUGUAAAUCACAGUAGUGGGGAAAUAAGUUGUGAUGAUGUCAUUAAAGAGAUCAAACCAAACACAGUUCUUGUCACGGUCAUGAUGGCUAAUAAUGAAACUGGAACAAUAAUGCCCAUCAAAGACAUUGUUCGUGAUAUACGAACAUUGGAGGAAAAAAAUAAUCGGAAGAUAUUAAUCCACACGGACGCUGCACAAGCUAUUGGGAAGAUAGGAGUUAAUGUUGGAAAAUUGGGGGUGGAUUUCCUCACAACAGUCGGCCACAAGUUUUAUGGACCAAGAAUUGGAGCUCUUUAUGUGAAAGAUGUCAACGCAUUAACUCCUCUUAUAUAUGGUGGGGGGCAGGAGUGGGGGUUGAGGGCAGGGACCGAGAACACACCCAUGAUAACCGGGCUCGGUGAAGCAGCUAAAUUAGUAAAAGAUAAUUUGAAUUUUUACGCUGAUAAUAUGAAACUAACGAGGGAUUAUUUAGAAGAAAGACUGAAGAAAGAAUUUGGAAGCCGUAUAACUUUUAACUGUAAAUCCAACAACAGAUUACCAAACACUUGUAACUUCUCAUUUGUUGGUCAAGGAUUUGAAGGUUACAAAGUAGUUAAGAUGGCCAAGAGCUUCACAUGCAGUACUGGAUCUGCUUGCCAUGCAAGUGAAUGUUUGCCUUCUAAGGUUUUACUCAACUUUCAUAUUGAAAGAAAUGUGGCAGCAAAUGCACUUCGUUUAUCAACUGGAAGAACAACAACUAUAGAAGAUAUUGAUUGUGUGAUUAAUGAAUUAAAAUCAAUAUUUACGAACAUACAAAACACAUAACUUCAUAAACAUUUCUUCCUAUUUAGCAAAAAAACAUAAUUUUUCUCUAACACAGUGAUCACUAACUUGAUUCAUACAGUAGGGUGGGAAAGAUUUCUUACCUUUUUUUUCCUAUCUCAAAAUGACUAUUCAAAGAAUUAUGAAAACCCAUUCUCAUGACUCCCAUAAACCGUUGUUAAUUGUGUAAAACACGGUUAGGAUAUUUGGAUUUUAUGUGAUAACGGUGUCCCAUCUUCCCACCACACUGUAAUAUUUAGGACAAAAGGAACUAAAUAUCCUAUUUCCACAAUGCUUUUAAAAGAGUGGAGUUCUAAUUGCUUUGUUAUAUAUUUGAUCUGUCAUGGAACGAUACACGAUUUUGUUUGUCAUCCUUGGCUUUGGCCCAGAAAGUCCAGCCCUGGUUAUUUAAAUGAAAUUAGUGCAUUUAUAAUUCAUACAACACAAAGCAUUGCAAUGACUAGAUGGAAAACGCUUAUAACAUGUAGUUUACCAGAUUCCUUUAAUACCAUUGUGAGUUAAUGAAGGUUGUACAGCAUUGCUGUAAUGUGGAGUGACGUUACAAGCGUCCACGUUUACCCCUUUAAUUUUUUAGAAUGUACUUGACAUGCAUGGUGUCGCAUUGGUGGUUCUUAGCGUAUAUAUUUUAAUAUGGUGCAAUAAACGUUACUUUCAA
Messenger RNA from Ciona intestinalis (vase tunicate), 1914 nucleotides. The record is from RefSeq and is a predicted model, not a curated record. Lineage: Eukaryota; Metazoa; Chordata; Ascidiacea; Phlebobranchia; Cionidae.